Molecule: messenger RNA, 4266 nt
Organism: Chelmon rostratus (copperband butterflyfish)
Lineage: Eukaryota; Metazoa; Chordata; Actinopteri; Chaetodontiformes; Chaetodontidae
Product: cerebellar degeneration-related protein 2-like
Exons: 6
Coding region: 14-1495 (493 amino acids)
Source: RefSeq, a predicted model, not a curated record
GCCGGUAUCACCCAUGCUAAACUCAGGGAGAAUGGAGGAAUUCGUGACCGAAGAGGAAGAGCCGUGGUACGACCAGCAGGACCUGGAGCAGGACCUCCACUUGGCGGCCGAGCUGGGAAAGACUCUGCUUGAGAGGAACAAGGAGCUGGAGGACUCCCUGCAGCAGAUGUACAUCACUAAUGAAGAGCAAGUGCAAGAGAUCGAGUACCUGUCCAAGCAGCUGGAGGUUCUGCGGGACAUGAACGAGCAGCAUGCCAAAGUGUACGAGCAGCUGGACGGGACUGCCAGAGAGCUGGAACGCACCAACCACACACUGGUGAUGGACAGCAAGGCCUCGCAGCAAAAGAUAGAGACGCUAACAGGGACCAUUGAGGCUUUGCAGAACCAGGUGGAGGCUCUCUCAGGGCAGGUGGAGCAGCUUCGCUCCAUGGAGCAGCUCCGAGUCAGGAGGGAGAAGCGGGAACGACGCAAGACCAUCCACUCCUUCCCUUGCCUGAGGGAGCUUUGCACAGCACCCAGGUAUGAGGAUGAGUUUGUGGUGGGCAGGGCUGAGAGUUUUUCCGUGGACGUGAAGCCUCACCCGUUUGAAGAGGAGAACCAGCAUCUGAGGGAGGCGGUGUCGGCUCUCCGAGCGGCUGUGCGGGCCGAGAGGGGGCGCAGAGAGGGUGUGGAGAGGGAGUGCAACCUCCUCAUCGCAGAGUUCUCCCGGCUGCAGACACGAGUGCAGGAUGCUGAGAGCUGCCAGGGGAGGGUGCGGGAGUUAGAGGUAGAGCUACAGGAGCUACAACAGCUACGUCGGGCUCGGACUUUCCUGCUGAGCAGCGAGGAUGAUGGCGUGGCUCUUACCCAGACUGUCCUCAACAGCACCCCCGAGACUGACACCUUCCUGGAGGUGGAGGUCGGGGAGACGGGAGGGGGUGUGAGGGAAGUGACUGAAGGCGGAGGAGGUGUGGGAGGGGAGGCUCUCCCAGAGUCCAGCCCCGUGAGGAAAAGCUGCAGCGACACAGCGCUGAACGCCAUCGUGGCCCGCGACGCAUCCGGUCGCAGGAGAGGCAGCUACGCUCUCCACGCCAACAGCGUGAGGAAGAGGGGGAUGUCCAUCCUCAGGGAGGUGGAUGAGCAGUACCACGCCUUACUGGAGAAAUAUGAGGAGUUGUUAGGGAAGUGUAGGCGCCAUGAGGAGAGCCUGUGUCACGCUGGUGUCCAGACUUCCAGACCCGUCUCACGAGACCCGUCCAUGAAAGACUGUGCCAUGGGCCCCACCCCGGCGCCUCCCCCUACCCCUACCCAGUCGCCCUCCACCCCUGAGGCCAUUGAGAGCAUCAGCAAGCAGGUGGAGGCAGUGGAUAAGAGGCUGGGACAGAACACUCCAGAGUACAAGGCCCUUUUUAAGGAGAUCUUCUCUCGUAUCCAGAAGACCAAGAUGGACAUCAAAGCGACCAAAGCUGCUAAGGCUAGCAAGUCUGGCAAAUCUGGCAAAUCUAGUAAACAGUAAUGGUACGCUGGUUGGCUCUAGAGAGGACCAUAAUGUGCUAUUUCAGUGUUAAGCGCUGUAGUAUGUGAAUGGGGCUUGGUGUAAAGAUUAUUACAGAGGGUGCUAUUUCAAAAACCGCUAAAUUCAAGUACAGUUCAGCUCAGUCAAGAUCUACUCAGAGCGCUGAAACCUUCCAGCAUACACAAGGAUCUGAUUUGCAUGUGAUCUAGGCUAUUUUAAAACGUAGCAGAAUUCAGUCAUACAGUAUAUAUAAAAUGUGGUUUGUUAAGAAUUAGUUGUGUUGAACUGAGUUCACCACCCUCAUAUUCAGCGUCCCUACUAAAUAUAUACUGGCGUCACUGCCUUACUACGUCAGGCAUUUACCACAAUACCAUAAUAAAGCAAUAUGCCUCAUGACCCUCACAAGUGCACUAAAUGUUAAAGCUUCACUAAAACACUACAAAACUGCAUCUCUGAUGAAAACAUGAGUGGAAAUCUAAAUCUAAUAUUAACAUGAACUGUAUCGGUUAUGUUUAUUAUAAUGGACUCUACUAACAUUUGUGUAAUUGCAAUUAGAAAGACAAAGAUUGAUCCUCUCAGGCCACAGUGUUGGCUGUCUCUAGAAUGAACUCGAGGUGCUAAUAAUUCUCCUCUCAUUACGUAUGCGUCACUAUACAAAUUAACACUUUUCCAAGUUGAAAUUAGCCUUUUUCUACUGUCUUGCGCUGUUCUCUCUGUGUGACCUUACUACUGCUUUUCUAAAGUUUGUGGUGCCUCACCCUUUUGUCUAGAGAUUUCAAGGAAAUCCUGAAAGUUCGAUGAAAAGGCUAAAGUACGGUAAAUAUGAAGCUACAGCCACCAGCCAGUUAGCCUAGCUUAGCCUAGACUGGAAAAUGGAGAAACAGCAGAAACAACACAGUGUUGUUGUUUUUGAAUGAAUUAACUAAACAACAUACAACUUGCUGAUAAGAGACCAUUAGAGACACUGUUUGUCAGCUGGACAGAGCCAAGCUAGCUGUUUCCCCCUGUGUGAAGUCUUUAGCUUAGCAAGCUAACUGGCUACAGGUCAUAGCUUCUUAUUUAGCAUACAGGCAUGAGUGUGGUAUCGGUAUUCUCAUCUAACUGUCAAAAAGAAAGCAAAUAAGGGUGUUUCCUCAAAUGUUGAACUAUGUUGAAGUAAUGUGGAACACUUACAUUCUUCUUUCAGUCAGAAUGUGCAGAUGCCUUUUGAGUUCAAGUGUAAAGGGAUGCUAACUUCCGGAAAGGAAGCCAGACUGGAAGCUGAAUUUACAUUUAUAAAAUAAGUACCUUCUCCCUCCACCGUGUUAAAGUCACUUCAGCUCUCUUAUGAGUGCUGAAGUGUGUCUUCAACUGGACUACAUCAGCCCAUCGGGGCAAAAAUAAAAUCACUCAGUAAAAUACAGGAAGCAUUAUUUAUUCUUAGUAGUGAUGAUAUCUAGAGUAUUGGAUAUAGUUAAGAUAGUUGUGCCUGUUGUGAUUUGAACAUGGAGGAGUGAUGAUCCCAUUAAAUACUAAAUAGCUGCUGUCUUGCAAAAGACAAUCUCUGCAGAUUGUUAUUUUCACUAUUUCCUGGGCAUUAAGGACACUCAUCAUACAGAACAUAAACAUCUUGAAGGCUGUGAUGUUGAGUUGUCUCUAAUAAUGGUGUUGCACCAUAUGCAGUAUAAGCAUUUUUGUUUGUUGGAGAAACAGAUCAGUCAAUGACAAAUAGGAAAAAUACAUGAAAGAGGCGUAAUUCUUGAUUGCCAGUGGGAUAAAAAAGCAGCCUCUGAAUGAAGACAGCAUGGACAUUAAAAACACACAGGACUGUGGAUCCCAUAUGGUCCAGUGGGGAAAUAUUCUUAGGAGCUUUUUUAUACAAAUGUUGAGACUGAUUUCCUUUAAUUAUAGCUACACAGACACACUGUAUAGUAGAAGUGUAACCAGUAUAAGGCUUCAAACCAGGGCUUUGUCUAAUACCUAGCAGUCUUACCAAAUUAUAAACUAACCUGCAAACAUAUUGCACCUUUUUUCACAAUAUACAAUACCUAUGCCUUUUUUCUGGGUAACCUCCAAUGUAGAAACCUUUGUUGUAAUGAAUGUUAUUGCAGCUAAUUUUAUAUCUGAUUCUUCAGCAAAGUUGAAGACAUAGUCAAGCUUGAAACCUUUCACAAAUGGCACAGCUGACACCAGAGGGACCCUACAUUCGUGUUUGAGGGUUUUGUGUGUAAAAAGAGUGUAGGAUGGAUGUUUGUCUGGAACCUGGUCCUGAAAUCAGAGAGGAAUCUGUUACCUCUGGAUGAAGUAAAGGUUAAUUUACAGUUGCAGUAAUGAAAUUCUGUUGGACAGCUGUGGUGUAUGAAGUGCAUUUGAGGUAAAUGCGCUUAUCAUUUUGAAUGAUUCAAGCAUGUGGAGGGAGGAGUGUGUGUUAGCAUAGACAAAACAAUGUCAAACCAGAGCCUGUUAUCAUAAUUAAAGGCUCUUGAGGUUUCUGUACUGUAAUGUCUUACCUAUUGCACUUGCAAAUGUUUGAUGCCUCAUCUUUUGCGUAUUUAGGAUAGCUCAUAUGAAAUUGUAGCUGUGUAUUUAUUUGUGUGUGAAUGUUUUUUUUCAUUUUCUUUUUACUUUUUCAGUGCCUAUUUGUGAAUGUCACUAACAAACUGUCAGAAUAAACAUAUUUAAUUUGCUUUUCUUAUAUUAUCCAGUUUAAAUGUGUGCAUUAUUAGUUAAUAAGAUAUUGGCAUUAAAGUUUAGUCUGCUCUUGUAUUACUUCACAUCAUUACUGAACUAAA